UCUCCCUCCUUCUUCUUCUCUCUCUAAAGCUCUCUCUCUCUCUCUCUUCUUAGUGUUUACUUUCUUCUCUCUGUAUAAGCAAACUCUAUUCGCAAUCAAAACCCCUGGAAGCUCAAAGCUUUCUAUCUCUUUCUCUUUCUAGUUCUGACACACGAGGGAUUCGGUACGCUGCAUAAUAAUCGGUACUGUGAUGAAGAGGUUCUUCUUCAAUCUUCCGAGCUCUCACCGACACCAUCACCUUCAUCAGAACCCUAAUCGUGACAAUUCCUCCGUCUCCGCGAGCACUAGUACUAGCGGAGCCACGAAUCCUUCGUAUUCAUCGGAGCUCCGCGAAUCCGCAUCGGGGAGGACUGAGGAGGAAGUGAGCAGUUACGAAUCAGCGAAUGGUGGAGAGGUGGAGGUGGAGGAGGAGGAGGAGGAGGGAGGUGAAGAAAUAUCGCCGUUUCGCGGCGAGUCAACGGAGUGGAUAACGACGUCGGCUUCUGGUCAGAGGAAUGCGGAUGGUGAGGAUUUAGCCUCAGCCUCCUUGUCGAUGAGCGCGGUUGCUAGGGAGAACAAGGAGGCGGGAACUGCGAGGAUGGAUAGACCGCCUAGUGACGAUUGCUGCCCUAUAUGCUUCAGCAAUUUCGUCGUCCCCUGUCGUGGCCCCUGCGGUCAUUGGUAUUGCGGAGGCUGCAUUUUGCAGUAUUGGAACUAUAGUGCAGCCCUUCAGCCUUGCAACUGUCCUAUGUGUUCGAAGAAGAUAACUAAGUUGACACCUGAGGCAUCAUUGUAUCACUCUCGGGAAGUUGAAGUUACUGAGGUUCUGGGAAGUAUUCGAAAAUAUAAUCGGCUUUUUGUUGGGGGCACAUAUGGCUUCAUGCUAAAAGUGUUUUGUUUGCCAUUAUACGCCAAGAGAUUAUUUUGUGAAAUGAUGAAUCCUGAUAGACCUGGUGCUCAUCUAAACAAAUUGCGAAUUUGUGCAAUGUUUCUGGGUCUCCUUUAUACGUUCUGCCCCUUCGAUUUUCUUCGAAUAGGCCGUCAAAAUGUCAUAGAUGUGUUUGAUUACUCCGCCAUUGCACUUUCAUUCGUCUUGUAUCUGGCUGGACUCUAUCUCCGAAGAAGGCGUUUCCAGAAUGUCAGGGAGAUGGCAGCCAUUGACCCAUGAUACUGUCCAGGCAUAGCUUGUAGCUUGAAAUGGUACAAAAUGACAGCAGUACAACAUGCAUGUGUAUAGUCUUUCAUUGUUUCUCCCACUUUUGGGUUUUCUGGUUAUCUCAGUCUGUCUUCUAAACCUUUGAUUAUCAGUUUUACCCCAUAUGUAUGUAUCUUCUUUAAACAAAAACAACAAUUCUCAUUACAGAUGUAUAAAGCAAAUUAAUUACAGAAGGUUUGUACAUUUUGGAA
Messenger RNA from Ipomoea triloba (trilobed morning glory), 1386 nucleotides. RefSeq names its product E3 ubiquitin-protein ligase RNF170-like. The record is from RefSeq and is a predicted model, not a curated record. Bases 191 to 1147 code for a protein of 318 amino acids. Lineage: Eukaryota; Viridiplantae; Streptophyta; Magnoliopsida; Solanales; Convolvulaceae. The transcript is spliced from 5 exons. Gene Ontology annotation, molecular function: metal ion binding; ubiquitin protein ligase activity.